Molecule: messenger RNA, 2951 nt
Organism: Lolium rigidum
Lineage: Eukaryota; Viridiplantae; Streptophyta; Magnoliopsida; Poales; Poaceae
Exons: 2
Coding region: 23-2626 (867 amino acids)
Cellular component (GO): nucleus
Molecular function (GO): transcription corepressor activity
Source: RefSeq, a predicted model, not a curated record
CUUUUUCUUCUGAUUUUGGUAGAUGGAGUCACUUGAACUCGAAGACAAUGGUGAUCACCAACCAUCUUUAGAAUCUCCCCUUGCUUCAGGUGUGAUAUAUGACAACACACCUAUAUGUCCACGUGUUGGAAGUGAAUACCAGGCAGACAUUCCUGAACUGUCCACAGAGGAUGACCGUCAUCAGCUCAUGACCAGCUUACAGGAAAGAAUGGUGCUUGGUUAUGAUUACCCUGAUAUGAUUGGGUCAGAUAUACCAAUUAUGUGGGAAUCAAGUGAAGUCCAUAGUGAGGAGGAACUACGGAGACAGUAUUCUUCAGAAACUGAAGCAAAAGCCAGCAGCCAGAGCGAGGAUAGUAAGGCGACCUCAUUUUGUCCAAUCGGAAAUAAUACAAGUGACCAUGAUUCAACAUACCAGGAUCCACACUCAGUGGUGCCCGUAGAUCUGAUGAAAUCUGGCAGCAAUCAAGCACAUGAUGAGAACUUGGAUUCCUGUUCUACUCAACAAGGUCUCAACUUUACUAAUAUGCCAUUGACACAGCAAGGGGAAAUCAAGCAAUUUACUCCACAGCCUGGUUUAUCCAGUUCCCUUUGGAGUGGUAUUGAGGCAGAAUGUUUUCUUCUCGGUCUCUACAUUUUUGGUAAAAAUCUAAGCCUGUUGAGCAGGUUUGCUGGUAAUAAGACUGUUGGGAAUGUGCUAUCGUACUACUACGGAAAGUUCUACGGAAGAGAUGAGUAUAAAAGAUGGUCAGACUGCAGAAAAGCAAGAACUAGAAGAUGCAUUCUUGGAGAACGCAUCUUUACAGGUUGGCAGCAGCAAGAGAUUAUAUCUCGUCUGAAAUCUAUAAUCCUCAAAGAAGCUCAUGAUUCAUUACUCGAGAUCUUCAAAUCUUUUAACAACAGACAGACAUCUUUAGAGGAUCUGGUCUUUUCUAUAAAAUCCAUUGUUGGAACAGAAGCUUUUGUGGAGGCUGUUGGAAUUGGUAAAGGGAAGCAUGAUUUGACUGGAUUUGUUCUGGACCCAUCUAAACCAAACCAAGUUCUUUCUGUUCACCCUGACAUGCCUACAGGCAAAGAUUGUUCCUUGCUUGCUUCGGAAGAUAUAAUCAAGUUCUUGACAGGUGGUUACAGAAUAAGCAAGACAAGAUCGAAUGAUCUUUUCUGGGAAGCUGUCUGGCCCCGUUUGAUUACAAGAGGGUGGCGUUCAGAGCAGCCCAAAGAUGUGAGACCAACUAAGAAUUGCAUUGUGUUUCUUGUGCCAGGUAUCAAAAAGUUUUCAAGAAGUAAACUCACUAAAGGUACUCAUUAUUUUGAUUCUGUGAGUGAUGUCCUUAAACGAGUGGCAGCAGAUCCUGUUCUUCUUGAGCCAGGGGUUGGUGGAAUGGACAAUGGCGUUACUGCGGAGAAAAAUGGGUAUUCCACAGAUAUGAAUCUGAAUCAAGAUGGUCAUUUGGAUGGUUAUCAGGAGCUUCCAAAAUUCACAGUUAUCGAUACCACCUUGGUCCAGGGGGAAGAGCCAUUCAGAGUCAGGGAGCUGAGGAAAUUACCAGCUGAUGCAAAUGUUCGGUUUGGCCCUUCAUGCCAUUCUGGUAGUACUGUGAGUUUCAGUUCCUCGGACGAGCAAGAUGAGGAUGAUCAAUCAUCAGAUGACCAGAAAGUUUAUCGACGAUUUACAGCUGAUGCGAAUGACACUGAAAUGGUUUCAGUGCGCAAUGAAGGCAAAGAAAACCAAGUCGAUUUACUGGAAAACAUGUUCACUGCACCAUCCUCUAGUUAUCCAGUCAAUGGCCAUUCAUCUAAUAGCACUAGUAAUGAAGUUGAUUUGACAUGCUUCAUUGGACCCAAAACAAAAACUGAAAGGCGUAAGUAUUUAUCCCCAGUGUCAAAGCACAGAAAAUUAUCCAGCUGUACAAAUGACCAGACCCAUCGGCGCAGCUUUUCUUCCUCGAAAGGAGAUGGUUUAGUGAGAGAGAAAAUGAAGCCACUGUCGAUUUCAUCAAAACCAACUGUUGUCGAUGUUAGUUGUAAUUUUCAGACCAAAAUAUUUGCGAGAUGUUCCACGAAGGAGAAGCCAUAUGAGCAGGUAAAGGUUGCAUCAAACUCUCGUACCAAAGACAGGUCAAAUGGGAAAAAUGUGUCCAAUUUAAAUAAGGACAAGUCCUUUGAGUGCAAGAGCUUGGCGAUGCCCAAAGUUCGUUCAAAUAUCAGAAUCUCUAAAGCAAAUUUUUCUGAAGGGGCAGGGGUUUGUAGUUUGGUUGGUCGGGUUACACCGGAGACAGUGCUAGAUGGUAAGACAAACACAAAUGGUCACAUGAAGGCUGGGGAAGAUCUCACCAUUUCAAACAGCUAUUGGGUCCCUGAUGUUUCAGAGGCAACAGGAGGGCCUGCUAUCCCGCAACCUGAUCUGGCUUCACCGGUGAAUUCUCGGAGGCACGGAUCCAGGAACAGAGCACCCACAGCAAAAGCUUUGGAAGCAGUUGCCUUGGGGCUCCUUGGAGGAAAGCGUAAGGAUGAACCGAAAAGCUCUAGGACAAGCAGGCCUCGCAAGAGAGCUCACAAAUCCUUGGUUUAUACGCCUACAAAUAGUGACACAGACAAGUCCACCAUGGAGGUUGAUGCGCAACCGUGAACGGAUUCUUGUGUGAUUUUCGGGUGUAAACACCGGCACCAUAUUGACAUUUUGGAUGAUCGAUAUCAUGUGGAACAUUAGUUGUUCUAUUUCAACUUGACGAGUUGCCCGCAUGGAUUUUCCCUUAUGAAGCACCUUGCACCUUGCAGUUUGUGAUAUUGUAAUAUUUGCAAUGCAAUCGUGGCUAGUUGGUCUUUAGAUUAUUGAGUUGUACUGGAGUCUGGAGAAAGAAGGGUUCAUUCGGCAUUUUAACCAAUUCAUUAUGUGUUUAACAGGAUUGAUCUUUUGUUGGACCCAAAGGUUUUUUUUCUUUCUAGAAUGCUUA